Cucumis melo (muskmelon) is the source of this 2641-nucleotide messenger RNA. Its product is annotated as DEAD-box ATP-dependent RNA helicase 38-like. The transcript has 10 exons. Gene Ontology annotation, molecular function: RNA binding; ATP binding; RNA helicase activity. Gene Ontology annotation, biological process: poly(A)+ mRNA export from nucleus. Gene Ontology annotation, cellular component: cytoplasmic stress granule; nucleus. Bases 779 to 2305 code for a protein of 508 amino acids. The record is from RefSeq and is a predicted model, not a curated record. NCBI's taxonomy places the organism in Eukaryota, Viridiplantae, Streptophyta, Magnoliopsida, Cucurbitales, Cucurbitaceae.
AUUAUUAUUAUUAUAAUUAUAAUAAUAUUUACUUUUUAAACUUCUUCUCUUCCAAACCCUCGCCUCAACCACCUCCCCCCCUCCAUCGCAAUCUUCUCCUUAUUCAUCCACCCUUCAGCCGCCCGCUGCCACUGUCUUUCUCCUCUCUUCUCCCAAAGAUCCGACCAGCGCUGCCCCUCCCGUUUUCUGAUCUUCUCUUUCCGACGCCGUCGCCUUCAGGACCUUGUCCGAUCGUUUUCGCCCGAGCUCAACGCCAGCCGCCGUCAUCUCCUCGCGAAUCAGUCGCUCGUCAUCGUGGUUCCCCGUCCGCGCGUCCAGACCCACUGUCGCUGCGUUCUCCACCGCAGUCCACGUCCGACGAAACUUAGGGAAGCAAGCCGUCGUUCGUCGCACACGAAACCCGAACCGAGUUGGUCUUCCUCUCAGCCGUGCGUUAAGCUGUCUACUCCUUACCAAGCCGAAUCUGAACCGUUUUGAGUCUUCUUGCGUUUGCACGCCGCUUCUGCCUUGCUGUGAGUCUUGUGGUAAGGGUAAUUUGGUGCUAUUGGAGGUGUAACGCUUGAGUUCUUGGAGUUCGCGUUGUGCUUGGAGUGUGGUUUAAGCCGCGUUUCGGUCGGCUUUGAUGGUUAAAAGUUACAUAAAAAGUAUUUAGCACAAUUUUAGCAGAAUUUUUCCGCUGGAAACCUGAUCCCGGCGUCAUCCUAGUGUGGAAAUCCCUGCCCCGUUCACAUCUCUAUUAGCGGCACACAUAAGCAACUAUUUUCUGUUCCACUCACUGAUGGCAGAUCACACGGCUCCAGACUCUACCAGCGACGUGUCGGCCGCUGCUGCCGCCGUCACCGCCGACUCAAGUUCUGCCCCACCUGUAGUUACCACACCGGUGCCCAAACGAGCUUGGGGUGAUGAAGAAGACGAUGAUGUGGUUGAAUCUGGAGACUCAUCCUCUGCGCCUUCCGAGUACUUGGAAUCCCUUAAAAUCCAAGACGAAACAAAUCUUGAAGAACCGAUAGACUCUAACAUCACAGCGGUGACAACCGGUGAUACUCCAUAUUCGUCCGCUAGUACUUUUGAGGAUUUGAAUCUGUCUAAAGAGUUGUUGAAGGGUUUGUAUGUUGAGAUGAAAUUCCAUAAGCCAAGUAAAAUCCAAGCUAUAAGUUUACCUAUGAUCUUGACUCCUCCUUACAAAGAUUUAAUUGCUCAAGCACACAAUGGUUCUGGAAAGACUACUUGUUUUGUGCUUGGGAUGUUGAGUCGCGUUGAUGUCAACUUGAAGGCUCCUCAGGCGUUUUGCAUAUGUCCUACAAGGGAGUUAGCCAUGCAGAAUAUUGAGGUUCUCAAGAAGAUGGGAAAAUACACUGGGAUAACUUCCGAGUGUGCUGUUCCUGCUGACAGUGCUAACUAUAUACCUAUGUCAAAGCGACCACCGAUAACUGCACAAGUUGUGAUCGGAACUCCUGGCACAAUAAAGAAAUGGAUGUCGUCGAGGAAGUUGGGAGUAAGUUGUGUGAAGAUUCUUGUUUUUGAUGAGGCUGAUCAUAUGCUUGGCGAGGAUGGCUUUCAGGAUGAUUCAUUGAGAAUCAUGAGGGACAUUGAGAGAAGUAGCUCUCAUUGCCAGGUGCUUCUGUUCUCUGCUACAUUCGAUGAGAAUGUUAAGAACUUUGUAUCUAGGGUUGUUAAAGACUACAACCAACUUUUUGUGAAGAAGGAAGAACUUUCUUUGGAGAGUGUGAAGCAAUACAAGUUGAUAUGUCCGGAUGAAUUAACUAAAAUUCGAGUCAUAAAAGAUAGAAUUUUUGAACUUGCGGACAAAUUGGGUCAGACAAUUAUAUUUGUGCGAACAAGAAACAGUGCAGGCAUGUUACAUAAGGCACUAGUUGAUCUUGGUUAUGAGGUGACUACUAUUCAAGGGGCAUUGACAACUGAAAUUAGAGAUAAAAUAAUAAAAGAGUUCAAGGAUGGUUUGACCAAAGUUCUUAUUUCGACUGAUCUUCUAGCUCGAGGCUUUGAUCAGCAGCAGGUCAAUCUAGUUAUCAAUUAUGAUCUUCCUCUUAAAUAUGAACCUUCUCCACAAGCAACAAAAUAUAGAUCUUCCUCGUUAUCUGAGCCUAACUAUGAGGUGUACCUUCAUAGAAUUGGUCGGGCAGGUCGUUUUGGGCGCAAGGGAGCUGUGUUUAACUUGCUGUGUGGCGAUGAGGAAAUCAUGCUAAUGGACAAAAUUCAGAACCAUUUUCGCUCCGAAAUAAUAGAGGUCCGAGACUCCGAUGAAGACAUUCAAGCAGCCUUAAAAGCUGCCGGAUUGGUUUGAUGUAUAGAAAUGAGUUUAUCAUAGUUGAUUUCAGCACCAAAGGCGAUAAACACAUGGAACAGUUGGAUGAAAAAAAAUGGAUUGAAUCAAAACGGCACUUGGCAGUUUUUUGUUUUGCUUUGACGUUGAAAGGAAAUUACAUCUGGUUGAGGUAUUCGGUGUGUUUGAGUUUGUAUAUUUCUGGCGUAUGGUUAGACUGUUGUAUAUUUGUGAUGGUCACGGGAGAGCAUCACAAGUUAAAUGUCAAAUUUCGUUAUUUAAAUUCUAGAGAUAUGUAUCUUUAUGGACCUUAAACUUUGCAUUUGUUUAAUAAAUUUCUGAACUUCUAUUUUUGUA